Molecule: messenger RNA, 1687 nt
Organism: Drosophila obscura
Lineage: Eukaryota; Metazoa; Arthropoda; Insecta; Diptera; Drosophilidae
Exons: 3
Coding region: 268-1395 (375 amino acids)
Source: RefSeq, a predicted model, not a curated record
CUUCGAACUGAUCGCUCGCAUCGCUCCCCGGACUCCGGACUUCGUACUCGCUCGCCUCAAUCCCUUCGGACUUUGACUUCGACUUUGAUUCGAUUACGCGCAAAAUUUUUGAACACAUUUCGAAAGAAAGAAAGAACCUCAUAAGUUAAGCAAGAUUACGACUUUUGCAUACUUCUUGCGGCAGACCUCGGGCAUUGGAUUGGAUUUGUUUGUGGAGUGAAGUGUAAACAUACGAAAAACGAAACAAAACAAAAAAAACUGCUAAAAAUGGGUCGUCUGUUCCAAUACAAUCGCUUUGGCGCCACGGAUAAUAUCAACAAACGCAACAAAAAGGAUACCCAGAAUAAGAACAAGAUGCUACGCAAUGCCAUCAAGUGUCCGGCCUAUUCGGACAUCUACGGGCAGUACAAUGACUCCUCCUUCGAGAAGUGCCAACAAUGGAGCAACAAACUGCAGUUCCCAAGGUCAGCGGCAGAGGCAGUGGCAGCGGCAGCCGAGGAGCCCAGCCAGAGUCGCACCCACAAGGUCUACGACAGCAUGAAGAACUUUCUGCACCGCAAACUGUUUGCCCAACCCUCGCACAAGGAGCGGGCGCUGAAUGAGGAGCCAACCAGUGAUUAUGAUGAGCAGGACCUUCUCGACUCCUCGUACCAGGCCGACGUGGAGGAAGAGGAUGAGGAAAGGGAUGCCGAUUGCAGCUGCAGCUCCAACUCCAACACCAGCUCCAUUUCCAGCAGUAGCCAUGCGGACACGCCCAAGCGCUCGCCCCAGAAGUCGCUGCUGUCGCUCAACUGCUGGCAGAGCAGUCAGCCAAGCGACUCCAACAAGGAAGAGGAUGACUCCGAUGCCGGAAUCUCCGACUGCUGCCAGUUGCUGGCGGAGAACACAUCGAGCAACAAACAGCGUCGCAGCUCGCCCAAGAAGCGGACAUCCCUGCCCCGCUACAACAGCGCCAACAGCACCGAGGACGACGAUGAUGAUGAGGAGCCGGAACUGUUGGCCUGCGCCUGGUACCAGCCCCGCAUCAGUGCGAAGGCCGCCCACGAGCAUCUGCAGCAGUCGACUCCGGGCAGCUUCCUGCUCCGCCGCAGCACGCCCCGCCACUUCGAGCUCUGUCUGCGCCUCGAACGGAAGGUAAAGACGUACCCGGUGCAGUCCACCCGUACCCAGAUGUACCGCCUGAAGGGGGCCAAGAAACAGUUCAGCACUCUCAAGGCAUUGAUCACCCACCACUCGGUGAUGGCCGAGCAGCUUCCCCUCACACUGGACAUGCCAAGGGAGCGACAUGUGGUCAAGUCGUCGGCGGUGCGCUAUGCGGAUGACUUCGAGCCCCUGGAGUCUCUCCAGCUCCUUGGAAUACUCAAGAGUCUGCAGGCCAAGAGCAUCGAAAUAUAGAAUAAGAGGGUGAAAAUUAGGUAAUUUAAGGGGGGUUAUUAAUAUCGAACUGCAAAGGGAACGAUAGGUGAAAGAAAUAUUAUGUAGGAAUUGUUUUUUCUAUGCGUAUUAGUCCACUAAGAAGAGGCUUUGUGAUAUAGUUUAUGGAUCGGAAUCUGAAUCCCAGGUUUUAGUUGUACAUUAAGGAAGGGUCCACCAUUUACCAAUUAACUGAAAUAUUUCUAUUCGUAUUGAUAAGUUUUCUAUUGUGAAAGUAAAUUAUACGUAAAUAAAAAUCGAACAAUGCAAUCCU